AAUCGAUACGCUGUCAAUUUUAUCAGAGUAAACAUAACCUUAGAAGAGAGGGGGCUGCGUUGGCAGGCAGGUAUUUUCAUUCUCAACAGUGUUUCCUAUGCCAGCUUACGGAGGAAAUCUGACAAAAAAGACUGUUAUACUAAGUGAGACGUCCACCCUAGAAAAUGACUGAAUCAAUUUCCCGAACUGAACCGUCAUCACGGCAUCAUUUUGAGUAUACCAGCGAGCAGGAACUAUUGUCCGAAUUCUGCAAACAUAUGAGUGACCCGAAGAACGUGGACAUAGCGGCGAACUACUUAUAUCAAUCGUUACUCGAUGAAUCAAUUUUAGGAGUAGUGUUCGAAGUGCACCAUUUGAUAAAAUCCGGAAUGUUAGACGCACUUGAAGGUGAGCCCGAAGAUAGCAAAGAGUUUGCCAUUGUUGACCUGCCAGACCUCGAUGUCUUCGGUUCGACCGUGGGGAAGAAGGCAAUAGAUUGUACCUGCCCUAAUUGUGAUAGAUUAGUUUCCACAUCGAGGUUUGCUCCCCAUUUGGAGAAGUGUAUGGGAAUGGGUCGGAAUUCGUCUCGCAUCGCAAGUAGACGAAUCGCCAGCUCCCGUGAAGGAAGCAGCAGUUUUUUCGGAAGUAAUGUUAGCGACGACGAAGAAGCUGAUGCUGAUUGGUCAGGUGAGAAGCGACGAAAGAAGAUCCAGCAGACCAGACCAAAUGGCAGUAAGAAAAACGGGAAAUCCUGAGAAAGCUAUUCAUGACCGAAUAUAUCUCCUCAGUGGAAGAACCUCAUGUGGUAUCGCGUGUAAGAUAACGACUUUUUAUACAAAAUAAAUAAUAAUUUUUCAUAAGAGAAAAAGUAUUCUUCAACAUAAGUUAUAAAUUUCCUAAACAUAAUUUACGUGGACAAAUCGUGCCGAUAUAUCUCCAAUGGGCUCAUAAGCCUCCUUGGUGUGAUAAUAUAGGAAAUGACUUUGACACUCACGAGAUAAAUGAAAGUUUAAGUUUCUACCAUGCUAAAAAAUGUGGCCUGAAGAAGACUCUCCCAUAGAUCGUGUAGGAAAUAAGCCUCGUUUGAAGAACAUUCUAGGUCCUUUACAUACAGUACUCACAAGUAAUUAGUUAGUACUUCGUGUAAAUUAUGCAAACCUUGUUUAUUUUUUUAGCUCAAAACUUUCUUUGGAUAUUU
Messenger RNA from Hermetia illucens (black soldier fly), 1177 nucleotides. RefSeq names its product SAGA-associated factor 11 homolog. Gene Ontology annotation, cellular component: DUBm complex; SAGA complex. Bases 165 to 734 code for a protein of 189 amino acids. The record is from RefSeq and is a predicted model, not a curated record. Gene Ontology annotation, biological process: regulation of transcription by RNA polymerase II; positive regulation of DNA-templated transcription. NCBI's taxonomy places the organism in Eukaryota, Metazoa, Arthropoda, Insecta, Diptera, Stratiomyidae. Gene Ontology annotation, molecular function: transcription coactivator activity. The transcript has 2 exons.